Messenger RNA from Anguilla anguilla (European eel), 3005 nucleotides. RefSeq names its product potassium voltage-gated channel subfamily G member 1-like. Gene Ontology annotation, biological process: protein homooligomerization; potassium ion transmembrane transport; regulation of delayed rectifier potassium channel activity. Gene Ontology annotation, cellular component: voltage-gated potassium channel complex; membrane. The record is from RefSeq and is a predicted model, not a curated record. Bases 557 to 2137 code for a protein of 526 amino acids. NCBI's taxonomy places the organism in Eukaryota, Metazoa, Chordata, Actinopteri, Anguilliformes, Anguillidae. The transcript has 3 exons. Gene Ontology annotation, molecular function: delayed rectifier potassium channel activity.
GGGGAGCAGGGCAGGGGGGGAGGGGGGUUGGGGUGAGCUAGGCUCCGUUCAGGGAAGAAACUUUGAGGCAAAUAUAAACCCAGUGAAUCAGCAGGUCAACGGAGAGGCAGACUAUUCCCGCUUUCAAGAGGGAAUCCUCUCCUUAGCGGCCACCGGUUGCUAUGGAUUUCUCUGAAAAGCUCUCAGAAUAAUAGCGCUUCCCACUGCUGAUGUCAGCCCUCGGAGCUGCCGCAGCCUGUUGCUCGCGAUCAUCAAAUAAGCGCUCCACAUCCCCGGCUUCCCGCUCGCGCGGCGCUGCGAGAGGGGUGGGAGAGAGGAGAGCUUCCAGCGCACUCGCGCUUUCCCUCCGUUUCCGCGGCUGAGCCCUCGGCUCGUAUCCUGCCAAAAAAAACAAAAGAAAAAGAGAAAAAACAAGAAGAAGAAGAAGAAGAAGCUGGCUGCUCAGAUCGACUGGUUUCAUUUGUAGUGCGUAGGUGGGGGUGUGACUAACCGAUAGAGACAGAGGCAGGAGGUGGGCGGGGCCAUCGUGAUGUGACAGCGCCGGAGGCCGGUUACCAUGACGCUGCUGGCGGGAGACGGCUCGGACUACGACUACAGCGCCCUGAGCUGCGCCUCCGACACCUCCCUCAACCCCCCUCCCCCGCUCCAGGAGCGCGAGGCCCUCAAGGGCGUCUUCUACAAGAGGGCCCGGCUCCUCCCCUCAGGCGAGGGGAGGGGCGCCGACCCCGCCCCCAUCCCGCCCCCCUCCUCCCGCCGGCUGCACGCCAUCAUCAACGUGGGCGGGCUGCGGUGCCAGCUGCCCUGGGCCACGCUGGAGGGCUUCCCGCUGACGCGGCUGGGCCGGCUCCGCCCCUGCGCCAGCUUCGACGAGAUCAUGCGCGUGUGCGACGACUACGACGUGGCGCGCAACGAGUUCUUCUUCGACCGCAACCCCUGCGCCUUCCGCGCCAUCCUCACCUUCCUGCGGGCGGGCAAGCUGCGGCUGCUGCGGGAGACCUGCGCGCUGUCCUUCCGCGACGAGCUGCUCUACUGGGGCGUGGCCGAGGAGAGCCUGGAGUGGUGCUGCCGCCGCAAGCUGCUCCAGCGCGUGGAGGAGUUCGAGGAGCUGGACCGGGCCGAGGAGCUGGAGGACGAGGCGGGGGACGGCGACGGGGACGGCGACGGGCCCCGGGAGGGCCCCGACGGGGCCGAGUCGCGCCCGGGCCUCUGCAUGGCCCGGCUCAGGGACAUGGUGGAGAGGCCGCACUCCGGCCUGCCGGGGAAGAUCUUUGCCUGCCUGUCGGUGCUCUUCGUCACCGUCACCGCCGUCAACCUGUCCAUCAGCACCAUGCCGGCCAUGAGGGAGGAGGAGGAGGAGGGCAAGUGCUCCAGGAUGUGCUACAACAUCUUCAUGGUGGAGACGGUGUGCGUGGCCUGGUUCUCCCUGGAGUUCACGCUGCGCUUCAUCCAGGACCGCAGCAAGCUGGCCUUCCUGCGGCAGCCGCUCAACCUGAUCGACGUGCUGGCCAUCCUGCCCUACUACGUCACCCUGCUGGUGGACAGCGCGUCGGGCGAGAAGCGGGUGGGCUCGGGCAGCAGCUACCUGGACAAGGUGGGCCUGGUGCUGCGGGUGCUGCGGGCGCUGCGCAUCCUGUACGUGAUGCGGCUGGCGCGCCACUCGCUGGGCCUGCAGACGCUGGGCCUGACCGCGCGCCGCUGCACGCGCGAGUUCGGCCUGCUCCUCCUCUUCCUGUGCGUGGCCAUCGCCCUCUACUCCCCGCUGCUCUACCUCAUCGAGAGCGAGGCGGCCGGCGGCUCGCGCGACUUCAGCAGCGUCCCCGUCACCUACUGGUGGGCCGUCAUCACCAUGACGACGGUGGGCUACGGGGACAUGGUGCCGCGCAGCGUGCCGGGCCAGGUGGUGGCGCUCAGCAGCAUCCUGAGCGGGAUCCUGCUCAUGGCCUUUCCCGUCACCUCCAUCUUCCACACCUUCUCGCGCUCGUACCUGGAGCUGAAGCAGGAGCAGCAGCGCCUCCUGCAGAGGAGGACUCACUUCCUGCUCCGCAACAGGGUGGCGGGGCUCAGCGGCCUGUCGCUGGAGAGCAACAUGCUGUUCGACAGCGUCUCCUCCUCCGAGGCCGGGGACGGCGAGGACUGACACUUCAGUGGGGCCCACUGGGGGGAGAGGGGCGGGGUCUGCGGGGCAAGGGCCGGCGGAGGCGGGGUCAACUGGGUAUUUGGGUGUGGCCGAUGGGGAGAGGCACUUGGGAACAGGGCCUGUGGGUGAGAGGCUGAUGUUCCUUUGUCAUCCUCAGAGCUCUGGAAUCCAGAGGACUAACAGAGCAGUGCCGAUGGGGCAAGGGGGCGAUGGGGGCGGGUCCAAUGGGACAAUCGGGGCAGUGCCAUUGGGGAGAUGAGGAGACAGGGUCUAGGCCAAUGGGUAGAAACUAAAGGUGUUUUGGCCUUGGAGCCAGGGAAGGGAGAGGACUGGCAGGGGCGGGGCUAAAGGAGAAGGGUAGGAGCUUAUGGUGGUUGGGCGAGGCUUUGGAGCAGCUGAAACUCCUCCCAUUUUCUCUCCAAGUCUGACAGCAUCACAUAACCUUAUAAUCUUCUUCCAGAAAAAGAUCCAGCUCAGCAUUGCAGGCAGACUGUUGAAGCAACAAAUGAAUCACACGGCACUUAAAGCAGAACAUUACACUCAAACACUCAGCAUUGACCCUGUGUCAAAAUAAAUGUAGAAAUAACUAUUUGGUAUUAAAUGUCAAAAGACAACAAAUGACAAAAGUCAACACUGCCAUUAUUCACACUAAAACAUACAUCAUAUCUUACAGUUCCUUGUAUCGUAUGCAAUCAUGUAUGUUUUUUUUUUUUCCAGUUGGGCCAAAUGGAUGUUCUGUAAGAUUCUAUAAGUAGUGUGACUAAUAAAAAAAACUAACUUUAUGAAUGUAUUUGUGCAUUUUGAUGUCUUCCUGUGUAAUCUUUGUCUUGCAAUAUCUCAAUAAAGGUUAUUUCCUUGUGAGUUUCUA